Babesia bigemina is the source of this 288-nucleotide messenger RNA. RefSeq lists its product as hypothetical. The transcript has 2 exons. Lineage: Eukaryota; Apicomplexa; Aconoidasida; Piroplasmida; Babesiidae. The coding region runs from base 1 to 288 and encodes 95 amino acids. The record is from RefSeq and is a predicted model, not a curated record.
AUGGGCAUUGUGAAUCGUCAGUUGGCUGAGGGUGUUCGAGGUAUAAUGUUGUCAAGUAAGUUAGGGCAAAUGGGUAAUUGCCUCGGUUGUAGUAAACCGCAAUGCAAAGGCGAUAACGCUAAGUGCAGGGGCAUUGCUUUUGCCUGCGUGCUUGCCGGCACUAUUCUAUUAAUCGCCUUUGUCGUCUUGGUCUUUUACACCCUCGGUAUAUUCCACAACAAAAGUCUGGGUACAAUUUUCGCCGAAAUACGUGAUGGAUUCCGUAGUUCAAAGCCUAAACUCCAAUAG